CUAGAAAGAGCUAGCCAUGAGAGAAAGUAAAGUUAAUGAUGAUGGCUUGAAGUUGAAUUUUCUGGACAGAGAUGAGCUCGAUGAUGAAGGCGAAGACGAGAACAAGACUAAAAUUAGUACAAGCUCAAGCAACAGUGUAGUUGAAGAAAGUGAUCAAAAGAAGACCAGCGGCUCUAGUACUGGCGUGCGCCCGUAUGCACGAUCCAAGAUGCCGAGGCUUAGAUGGACACCUGAGCUUCAUCUUUGUUUUGUUCAAGCUGUAGAAAGACUUGGGGGUCAAGAAAGAGCAACCCCUAAACUGAUUUUGCAACUAAUGAACAUCAAGGGACUUGGUAUUGCUCAUGUCAAGAGUCAUUUACAGAUGUACCGGAGCAAGAAGAUUGAUGACCAGGGUAGAGUACAAUCUAUAGGGCAUAUUAUGGGGACUCAUCAUCCAUAUCGGUUUUCUCAAAAUCUUUGGCACCAUCCCAUGCUUCAGAAUAUCGAUCAAAGGGUCAGACGUUCCAAUAACAUCAGCGAUGAUGCUUCUUGGAAUGGCCAAGGGAACUGGAUGCUCAAGCCACAUAUGACUACUGAAAUAUAUAGUAAAAGCGCUGGUAAUUGCUUUCAUGACAUGAAUAUCUCAAAAGGCAUCGGUUCAAACCAAAUAAGAAAUGAAGCUCUCCACAUUAAUGAAAAAAUUUCAUUCACCGAACCAAGCAUCAGGAGAACAUGGGGACUCCCUGAAGGAAGAAGGUCGAGCAUAUACAACGGAAUAGAAGAAAGAAUGAAAUGCUUUAAAUCCGAUGAUCUUGAUUUGAGCCUUUCACUGGGCACAAAAUUUAGAGAAGACAAGGGAGAGCCAUGGCGUGGGGAAGAAGUUCAAAGCACUUGGCAUCUUUCUUUGUCAUCCCGGCCUUCAAAUCCGAGAAAGCGUGGAAGGCUGAAGGAAGAAUGCGAUGCAACAAACCCAAAAUUGCCGAGUACUCUGGAUCUGACUAUAUGA
Mangifera indica (mango) is the source of this 985-nucleotide messenger RNA. RefSeq names its product transcription repressor KAN1-like. The transcript is spliced from 5 exons. Gene Ontology annotation, molecular function: DNA-binding transcription factor activity; DNA binding. Bases 17 to 985 code for a protein of 322 amino acids. The record is from RefSeq and is a predicted model, not a curated record. Lineage: Eukaryota; Viridiplantae; Streptophyta; Magnoliopsida; Sapindales; Anacardiaceae.